Ceraceosorus bombacis is the source of this 2160-nucleotide messenger RNA. NCBI's taxonomy places the organism in Eukaryota, Fungi, Basidiomycota, Exobasidiomycetes, Ceraceosorales, Ceraceosoraceae. The record is from the annotation of a GenBank genome assembly.
AUGGACGAUGUGGAGCUUGGCAGCGGCGCUCACAUUGCAGGAGACACGCCUGCGUUGGACGGUGCUGCUGAACGAUCAGAUGAGCUCGAGGCAGGGGCAUCUCAUCCGGAAUACUGGAUGUUGAGCCCCUUUGCAUCGAAGCUGGACGUUGAGAAGGGCGAUCCGGUCGAUGUGGGUUUUGCGACCAUGUCGGAACUGAGAGACUUGUUCGACAUUUUCUUCAACCGCAUCAAUCCGCUACUCAACCUAUUGGAUCCGUUUCUCCACAGCGUUUCCUACACGCGCAGCCGAUCUGCCCUCUUGACGACAGUCAUUGCCGCAUUUGCUGCGCGUCUGAGCGAUUCCCAGCGCGAUGCAGAGCUGGCAGUCCUCAUGGAACGGCACUGGCGCGAGACGCUCGUCCCAGAAGUCUUGCUUGGCGGUUACAAGUCAGUGGAGCUGAGCCAGGCCUUUUUGCUGCUGUCACUAUACGGCAAGCCGACUCAGCGACUUGCCGACGACAGGUCUUGGCAGUACUUGGGAUACGCGAUCCGAACAGGCACAGAGAUUGGCAUCAAUCGCCGCGUCGCACCCAGCGAAAGCCUCGAAGACUCCGAACAGCUCAGACGGCGCAUCCGCAAUCGAUGGCGCACUUGGAUGUGCUUGUUCAUUAGCGACCGAACUUUGAGCGCUCAGACCGGUCGCCCUUUUACGAUUAGUACCGACGAGCUCAUCAGCAGCGUGGGCACCAACUUCCAUCGCGCCGACUGGGCUCUGCCGCAAGACGUCAGUUUGGUCAGCCUCGUGCAGCUGCGCCGCCUGAUUGCUCAGCAUGAGAGCGCCUUUAACAACUUUGUCACUGCCGCGCUCGUCGCCCAAGGCGCACCCAAUGCUCAAGGAGAGGAGCCGGAUGGGCGUCGUCGAAGCGGAGACGUGGAUCUGCGAGAGCUCGAAGCAUACCGUCAGCAAGCCAAUUCCGACCUUGAGAGAUGGAAGGAAGCGUGGUGCGUAUCGGCAGCGGAUGAAGCGCACGUUCAGAGUCUGGCCAUGGCAGAUUUCUUGGUACGUUGGCGUCCCACUGCUAUGCUGCACUACAGGCAUGCCCGACUCUACCUCAACAGCAUUGUCCUGCAGACCUUUGAGCAGCACAGUGGCGAAGAGUACUCUAUCCCUACAGCGCUCGACUGCUGGAACAACGCGACAGCCCUCAUCGACGUGCUUCUUGACGACAUUACGCAGGAGGAUCUCGAGUCGUCUCCCAAUCAGACCGCCAUCAUGGCCACCUGGACCGCGAUGACAGCGCUUCGCCUCACAAAAUUGGACCGCGUCAAACAUCCCUGGGUUGAUCGCUAUGCCAUCAUUGAUCGAGCCAAGCGUCUCGCAAAAGCUUUGGCGCGAGCUGGUCGCUCUCCGGCGCAUCGCAAUGGUGCUGCUGGACCGUACGGAAGCUGGCUGCGAUCUGUGCUCGAGCUGUACAUUCCAGAAUCCGAAAGAGCAGAUCACUCUGCCGCCUCCCCGCUCUUGCGCACGAAGCCAGACGUCAAGAUGGACGCUUCUGAAGAAAUGUCUUUGAACGGCGACUCGACCAGCCCCUCGGCUUCCAGCGCUCUCGUGGGUCUGGCUCUGGACGACGCUGCACCAGAUCGCUCCAGCUCUGAACCCAGCGUCGCGGCUUCUACAGCGAUCUCUGAAGCGGCGACCUUGCUCGCGCAUACGGUACCGCUCCUGUCGAGCAGCAACGAGAUGAGUGUUGAAGGUGCUAUCACGACGGCUGAGCCAGUUUCCCCACAAGUGAAGCCCAGCUCUGGUUCGGUGAUUGGUCUCACCGAGGCCGAACACCUCUUUGCUGCUGGUCUUCCGCUCACGCACGGCUCCAGCUCGCCCGCAAAUGUUGCGUCUCUGAGCAACAAGAAGCCAGAUGCGAGCGACUUUGCGCGAGGUGCUGCGAUUGCUACCAUGCCUCCCGUCGCUCACGGCACGAUUGGAUCUGCUAUGCCGUCGACUACAACUACCGCGGCGGCCGCGGCUCCACCGCCAAACGGCGAGCAUCAGCCCUCUUGCGAUCCCGAACACAACAUUGAUAUGGCUUUCGACUACCUUACUGCUUUCAACAGUCCUUCGUCUGGCUUCCCUGGCGGUUUGUGGCAGCCGCAGUCUACCUGGGGCGGCGGCAUGUCCUGA